Molecule: messenger RNA, 753 nt
Organism: Hippoglossus stenolepis (Pacific halibut)
Lineage: Eukaryota; Metazoa; Chordata; Actinopteri; Pleuronectiformes; Pleuronectidae
Gene: lin28b
Product: lin-28 homolog B (C. elegans)
Exons: 3
Coding region: 1-717 (238 amino acids)
Molecular function (GO): zinc ion binding; nucleic acid binding
Source: RefSeq, a predicted model, not a curated record
AUGAUCCUAACCCGCUUCCUCGUCCCCUUGUUUCCAGGAGGGCCGGGUAAAGGUGGCGGAGAAGCCGCCGAGCAGGAGGACCGGCCUCGGCCUCAGGUCCUGUCGGGAACGGGCUUCUGCAAGUGGUUCAACGUCCGGAUGGGCUUUGGAUUUAUCUCAUUGACGAGCAGCGACGGGAGCCUCGUCGAGCCGCCUCUGGAUGUUUUCGUCCACCAAAGCAAACUGGUGAUGGAGGGCUUCCGCAGCUUAAAGGAGGGUGAGCAGGUGGAGUUCACCUAUAAGAAGUCCUCUAAGGGCCUCGAGUCCCUGCGGGUGACGGGACCAGGUGGGGGACCCUGCUCAGGCAGCGAAAGGAGACCCAAGGGGAAGGUCCCACUCCAGAAACGCAAACCAAAGGCCAAUGGCUGUUAUAACUGUGGAGGUCUGGAUCACCAUGCCAAGGAGUGUGGCCUGCCCCCCCAGCCAAAGAAAUGCCACUACUGCCAGAGCAUUACGCACAUGGUGGCUCAGUGCCCCCACAAGGCGCUGGCGCCCCCCACAGGCUCUCAGGACCAACUUGCGUCUACCUCGGCCACCAGCCCAGGGGCCGGGCCCUACCUCUGCCCCCUGGAGGAGGAGGAGCGCUCCGGCUCUUCUCCCCUGGAAGGCUCCUCCUCAUCCCCCGAGGAGCCCCACACACACUGCGGCCCCCGGACCCAGAGGUGGAGGAAAUCCUGAAAACAACCCGCAGAGGUGAACCCAUUCACCGCUACU